AUGGCCACAUGCGAUGCCAGAUAUCGCUUCACCAUGGUGGAUGUAGGGGGAUACGGGCGAGAAAGUGAUGGUGGGAUCUUCAAGGAGAGUCGAUUUGGUUCUAUGCUGCUGGAACACGAACUGGACCUGCCCCCACCAGCCAAUUUUCGUGGGACAGGUGUAAUAAUUCCACAUGUGAUAGUUGGUGAUGCUGUAUUCCCCCUACACAACAACCUAAUGCGUCCCUUUCCAGGGACAAACUUGCCCAGGGAAAAGCAGAUCUACAAUUACCGUCACUCCAGAGCCAGACGGGUGAUUGAGAAUGCUUUUGGCAUUUUGGUGGCAAGGUGGCGGAUCCUAGGAAGACCCCUAGAGUGUCGGCCAGACAAAGCUGUCAACAUCGUCAAAGCAUGUUGUGUUUUACACAACUUCCUGGCAUACACUGAUGAGGUCAACACAGCAGUGAAUAGAUACAGUACAUCCCUGCAAAUUUCACAGACUCGGACACUACAGGGUCACCUCAGCUAG
Molecule: messenger RNA, 507 nt
Organism: Triplophysa rosa
Lineage: Eukaryota; Metazoa; Chordata; Actinopteri; Cypriniformes; Nemacheilidae
Product: putative nuclease HARBI1
Exons: 2
Coding region: 1-507 (168 amino acids)
Source: RefSeq, a predicted model, not a curated record